AUGGCUGGGAAAUGGAAUCUGUUCUCCUUCUCGAGCUGGAAGAGACAGUGGAUGCCCGUUGUUGUUUCUUCGGAAACACCGUUCAUGCCGGCAGCAACUAUGUGCCAAUGGUUCAUGUUCUGGUUGAAGACCUGCUUGAGUGUUGCAAAGGGUAAAUUUGGAUCUAAUUCACUCAUUUUUGCAUCAGAAAACGGUCAUCUUGAAAUUGUUAAAUAUCUUAUUUCAGUUGGAGCUGAUAAAGAUGCAAAGAAUGAAGAUGGAUAUACUCCACUCAUGUAUGCAUCAUAUUUUGGCAAAAUUGGCCUUGUUCAAUAUCUUAUCUCAGUUGGAGCUAAUAAAGAAGCAAAGGAUAAAAAUGGAUAUACUCCACUCAUUUGUACAUCAUUUAAUGGCCGUCUUGAAGUUGUUCAAUAUCUUAUCUCAGUUGGAGCCAAUAAAGAAGCAAAGAAUAAUGAUGGAGAAACUGCACUUAUGGUUGCAAAAGGUAAAGUAAUAUAUUACUUAAAAACCAUUUGUGCCAAUUAA
Trichomonas vaginalis G3 is the source of this 525-nucleotide messenger RNA. Its product is annotated as spectrin binding. NCBI's taxonomy places the organism in Eukaryota, Parabasalia, Trichomonadida, Trichomonadidae. Gene Ontology annotation, molecular function: protein binding. The coding region runs from base 1 to 525 and encodes 174 amino acids. The transcript has a single exon. The record is from RefSeq and is a predicted model, not a curated record.